Rhodofomes roseus is the source of this 1468-nucleotide messenger RNA. Its product is annotated as cytochrome c1, component of the mitochondrial respiratory chain. Bases 301 to 1314 code for a protein of 337 amino acids. Gene Ontology annotation, biological process: mitochondrial electron transport, ubiquinol to cytochrome c. The record is from RefSeq and is a predicted model, not a curated record. NCBI's taxonomy places the organism in Eukaryota, Fungi, Basidiomycota, Agaricomycetes, Polyporales, Fomitopsidaceae. The transcript has 7 exons. Gene Ontology annotation, molecular function: electron transfer activity; heme binding.
GCUUUGAGUGCCGUUGCGUCAGCCCGUAGAAAGAAUUGAGCGUGGCUUGGCCCGCGGGGACGAGUGCUUGCCAGAGUCCACUAGACGGUGUCCCUCGGUGUCCACCGCUGGUCGUGGACGGUCCGGCCGGUGUCCUGGUGGAGACGGGUCGGGGCAAAUUCCCGCGACAUGAUAGGUCGGAACGAGUCGGCAACGGAAGCGUGUUCCCCCGGAUGUGACGUGUGUGACGCGUGAUACCUAUACGGUCACCUCCUGCUCGUCGUCGUCUCAAAUCCCCGUCAUUGACCGUCCUCCGCCAAAAUGCUGUCCAGGCUCCCUGCGGGUGCGCUGAGGAACGUCGGUUCCGUCGCAGGCCCCCGUUCUGCUAGCUUCACCUCAAACGCGCGUUUUGCAGCGCGCGCUCGGUUUGCGUCGACGAGCUCGGGCUCGUCUGCUUCUUCUGCUUUUGAGUCCUUCAUUAACUCGCGCGCAACCCUAGCUUCUGUGACACUUUUCACGGCCGGCUCGAUCGCAUGGUACACAAGCCUUUACGGCACCCUUCCCUUUGUCGGUGAGGUGCAUGCAAACUCGGCCGCUGACGAUGGUCUCCACCCCCCUCACUAUCCCUGGUCGCAUUCGGGCUUGCUAGACUCCUUCGACCAUGCCAGCAUCCGCCGAGGGUACCAGGUCUACCGCGAGGUCUGUGCUGCUUGCCACUCGCUGGACCGCAUUGCCUGGCGCAACUUGGUCGGCGUCUCCCAUACCGCGGAUGAGGUGAAGGCCAUGGCUGAGGAGAUCGAGUACGACGAUGGCCCGGAUGACCAGGGCGAGAUGUUCAAGAGGCCGGGAAAGCUCUCUGACUACAUGCCCCCUCCGUACGCCAAUGAAGAGGCUGCUCGUGCCGGCAACGGUGGUGCCCUGCCACCGGACUUGAGCUUGAUUGUCAAGGCUCGUCACGGCGCUGCGGACUACAUCUUCUCUCUUCUCACUGGUUACAGAGAUCCCCCGGCUGGCUUCGAGAUCCGUGAGGGCAUGAACUACAACCCGUACUUCCCCGGCAACGCCAUCUCAAUGGCGCGAGUCUUGUUCGAUGGCCUUGUUGAGUACGAUGAUGAAACCCCUGCCACGACUUCGCAGAUGGCCAAGGAUGUUGUCACGUUCUUGAACUGGGCUGCGGAGCCUGAGCACGACGAGCGGAAGCAGUUUGGCCUGAAGGCGGUCAUCCUCUUCUCUGCACUGACCGCAAUGAGCUUGUAUGUCAAGCGCUUCAAGUGGUCCGUUAUCAAGUCGAGGAAGAUCAUUUACAACCCUCCCGCGGACAAGUCGACCCACUAGCAGCGGACUAGACAUAGAGCUAUGAUUGGGGAACAUUAUUCAUGAAGUAAAUAGUAUUCUCAAUCGAGAGUAGUCUUUCCGGUCGCUGUCGCUGCGUCCUGUAAUGAAAUGAGAGAGGGGCGUGAAGAGAUCAUCCUCGCCUGCCGUCUAUUUA